Sinocyclocheilus anshuiensis is the source of this 2072-nucleotide messenger RNA. Its product is annotated as zinc finger and SCAN domain-containing protein 5A. Bases 345 to 1937 code for a protein of 530 amino acids. Gene Ontology annotation, cellular component: PcG protein complex; chromatin; transcription regulator complex. Gene Ontology annotation, biological process: regulation of transcription by RNA polymerase II. The transcript has 4 exons. NCBI's taxonomy places the organism in Eukaryota, Metazoa, Chordata, Actinopteri, Cypriniformes, Cyprinidae. Gene Ontology annotation, molecular function: DNA-binding transcription factor activity, RNA polymerase II-specific; RNA polymerase II cis-regulatory region sequence-specific DNA binding. The record is from RefSeq and is a predicted model, not a curated record.
GCUUCCAGUCAGUCCCAGUUUGGAUCGGCUCUGAUUCUCCACGUAUCGUUUAUGUUACAAUGUUUAAAUGUGACUCUAAUAAGAGAACAAUAACCGGUAGUUAGCGUUAACUAACAAUAACAGUCCUCGCUAGCAAGUGUAUGGACUAGUGCAGAUUUGACAAAACUAAAAAAUGGUUCAACAGCACACACCAACGAUAUGAUGUGACAAUUUGGUUUGAAACGUCUAGCAAGGAGGAGCUGGAGGAUAAAUUGUUGGUGUUGUGCUUGUUUAUAUAAUAAAGAAAGUAGCUAGACUACUCUAGGUUGGUUUAAGGCUUUUUCAACUGUAUUCUUCUCAUCAUAAUGUCUGAAGUCAUUCACCAGUUUCAGUCACAGCUGUCCGGGGUCAUGGAGACCGUUUUUAAAGCUGCCAUAUUUGAGAUCACCCGUCUCGUGGAGGAGAGUUUCGUGAAGGAAGUGUCCCGUAGUCGAGAGCAGGUAGAGACUCUGAAGAAGAGGCUCCAGUGGAGCGAGACCAGACGGAAAAAUCAAGAGACGAGUGUGAGGAGUCUGAGGUGUGCAGUGUGUGACAAAGCCCGUGUGUGUAACGAGGAAAAAGAAGAAAUGCCACCACAAUCAGAAAAUGAUCGCAGCCUCAAACAGGAGAAAGUUCCAGAUGGGAACUGGGGAAGCUGUGAGUUGGAGUCUGACACCCUUUUGGGAAAAGAGAGGUUAGAAGACCAAACCAGCUCCAGUAACACAACAGAGCCUGCAAGCAUAGAGAACAGGAAACUGGACUGCGUAUUGAAAGAGGAGUCCCUUUAUGUCACUGCCGGUAAUAAAGAGCUUCAGGAUGGGUGGACGUUGGAUACUGAAGGAGCUGAGACAUCAGAUUUCUCAGCUCACAGUUACAGUGAGCAGGAGCUGCAUCAGAUUCAGGAAGAGUGGAGCUCUGGACUUGAUCAGACUGCUGACAAUGAGACUUACGGAGAUAUCACAGACGUCCAGGGCCUGGCGUAUCCAGCACGCUAUGACGCAGAAGAGCUAGCGAGAUACAGUGUGCAUGAACUGGAGGUGGGAGACCUGGACGGUCUCGGAGAAAGAACUUUUGACAUGUUGGGUAAUUCAGUAUCGGUUGCGGUUGGGCCUGAUCAAAAUGACCUGGACCAGGAAGUUGGGAGACAUCACAGCUCUUCCAUUAAGAGUAAGAGAGGAAACAGAGGAUCUUUACCUGUGCAAGUCAGCCCCCAGACAGAAGAUGUGGAUAGAGACAUGCACUGUUUACUUAUUAAUGCAGAUGGCCACUUGCAAGACAUAAAUUCCUUCACUGAAGUUCGCAGUGGGGUUGCAGGAGGUGCUGGUCAUAGAGGACACUCACUGUAUGUUGGGGACACAACAAGUGGCGCAGUUUAUAAGGGACAUGCAUUGAAUCACUCUCUGAAACCUAAUGUUGGACAAGCGUUAGUCGACAGCAGGGCUUCUGUGAACGCCUUCCCGCUCUCCCACCGAGUCGGUUCAAGUGCCGCAUACACUUGUAACCAGUGUGGUAAGAAGUUCACUCAGGCCUGCAACCUAAAAGUGCACCAGCGUGUCCACCAGCGGGAGGGUCUCCACUUGUGCAGCCACUGUGGGAAAGGUUAUUCGUCCUUCAGUGACUUGCGAAGACACAGAUGCAGUCAGACCGGAGACAAGCCCUACACCUGCACACUAUGUGGGAACAAAUUCAGCCGAUUGUGGAAUCUCAAGCUGCAUCAGCGUAUUCACACACAGGAGAAACCACACAAGUGCACUAUGUGUAGUAAGAGCUUUACUCGGGCCGACAUCUUGAAAGUCCAUCAACGUACCCAUACAGGAGAAAGACCAUAUUGCUGUGGUAUCUGUGGACUGAGCUUUAAACGACUGGAUCAUCUCAGGUCACAUCAGCGCAAACAUAGUGCUGACCAGAACAAUCCAUGACAAAAAAAAAUGCAUCAUACAACCUUACAGAGUUGUUUGGAUUAAUAAAUUGUUGAGGGUCAUAAAACCAGACUGGACAUUAUGAUCAGACAGAUGUUUGCCAUAAGUCAUAACAUUGUUGCAGUGGCACCUCCC